Caenorhabditis elegans is the source of this 2180-nucleotide messenger RNA. RefSeq names its product Sestrin homolog (gene sesn-1). Gene Ontology annotation, biological process: regulation of response to reactive oxygen species; negative regulation of TORC1 signaling. Lineage: Eukaryota; Metazoa; Nematoda; Chromadorea; Rhabditida; Rhabditidae. The transcript has 5 exons. Gene Ontology annotation, cellular component: cytoplasm; nucleus. The record is from RefSeq and is marked reviewed. The coding region runs from base 67 to 1491 and encodes 474 amino acids.
UUUCAGAAACGGGUCGCGAAAAUUCUUCAUUUACUCACCUCGCAGCAAUAUAAAAAGAUCUACACAAUGCACACUACAACUAAAAGACGAAAAGCCAUGGAUUGGCUCAAUUUUGAUCCGAUUCCAGAAGUUGAUCGAUUAUUCCGUUUCACAUGUAAACACCCAACUCUACAUGUUCAUAUGACAGGAAGUUAUGGCCAUAUGUUCGUUGAUAUAAGUGAUCUACCAGCUUCGGCUCGUCAUUAUCUUGCACUAAUGGCUGCAUCACGUCACAGAUGCCUAUCACUUAUGGAUCAUCAUCGUCGCAAAUUUCUGGAAAAGGGUGGACAACAAAUGUGGUUGUUGGGCAUUGAUUGGUCAUACAUGAAAUUUCGAAAAUUGGAUUAUUUGAAUCGAAUGCUCUGUCAUAGACCAUGGAUGAUUCAUUGGAAAAAUCUAGCGGUGCUCUUCGCUCGCCGCACGCCAGACGGUGGUCCUGCGUUUUUCUCGGUUUGCUCUCUCCACCACGCCGUCGGAAUAAUGUCAAUGACUCACGCAAUGUGCACAGUUAUAUGCUGUAUUGGAUUGGAACGUCGUGUUGAUUUGACACAAGAUGAGAUUGAUUUCCUUAAUAUCGAUGAUCUCGACUAUUGGGAGGCGAGAAUGUCGGCCUAUUUCCGAAAAGUCCCAGAUCGUCGGCCAACUGAAGUCGAAUAUUUGAUCAGUGAGCUGAAAAAGACGGAAAAAGGACAAACUAGGCCACCAGCGAAGAUGUGUGCAAUGACUACUGAAACUAUUGAAUCAUUAAUUAGUGCUCCUGCAGCAACAUAUAGUUCCAAUCGGAAAAACUACUCGCCUGUACUUCUUCUUGCAAAUAUCGAUGAAAAUGGAGAAGAUAUUAUGGAAAAAGAGCCGCCGUGUAAUUAUCCAAUUUACUCGCAUCAUCGAACAUUUGGAUAUAUUGAUUUUAGAAAGCGACCUGAAAAGGAUAUUCCGCCAUUCCGAGUUGAAGAAUUUGGAUGGGAUCAUGUUUAUAAUACGAUGAAUGAGUAUACGGAUACACUGACGUCACGGCUUGAUCGAAUGUUCGAUCAUAUUCGGACUCUUACUGGCAAUAUGCCAUCCGGCUCAUCCCAUGCAUCUGGAGACGGAGAACCACCAGCCGCCGUGAAUCAGAAUGAAAUUGACACUGCUGCAUUCCGUGAAGCAAUUUGGAACUAUACUCAAGGAUUAUAUGGUGUUCGAGUCGAUGAUUAUGAUUAUUCGAAAAUUAAUCGAGUACUUGACAAAGGAACUAAAACUUUCAUUAAACUGGCAGCUUGCUAUCCACAUAAAUUGACAACUGAAUUCACGAGAGCUCUGCCAGGAUUUAAGGAUUCGGAAAAGAUCCACGUGGUAAUGAUGGUAGCGAUGGCUCGUUUCCAGGCUUCAAUGUUCCAUUAUACACGUGCUGUGUGUAACUAUAAUGCAAUGUGCCUCUCGAAAAAAGGAUGGAGAAAGCCUUUGGAUUGAUCAGCUCGCGGAGCUCGAAAUACAUAUUUUUCUCCAAUUCUUUCUCCGAAUCUUACAUAUUUUGCCCAAUUUUGUUAAUAUUUCCUAUUCCCUCCCUUUCUACCACACAUUCUCGCUAGCGUUCGUGCACACAAGUGCGCUCCACGGGCAAAUAGUGUGCUGGAGCGCACAUUUCCUUUCUAGAAUACUUUUGUUCGAAUUGUUCUGUUAAGUGAAACCAAACUCAUAUAAUAUUCAAAAUUUUAAACAAAAAAAUUUAUAAAACUUCUUGUUGAAAAUUCCAAAAAAAAACAGUUUUUGUUCAAUUUUUUCGUCACAAAUUUCAAAAAUCGACAUUUUUGAAAUUGUCUACUCAAUUUUUCGCUGCAUUUUUUCACAAAACACUCCAUCCAUCACGAUCCCCAGAUUUUUACCGGUUUUUGCGAAUUUGUACGCUUUUAUGCCCAAUUUAGUGUACAAAUUCAAGCAGGGGUUUUCCAACUUAAAAAUACUUUUUUCUAAUUUUUCUUGCUGAUUUCCUUCAAAAUCGAGUAGUUUUUGAUGGCUUUACUGACUUUUUUCCUGAAAAUUUUAAUUUUUUCUGCAUAUUAUUUUUAUUUUCUCGCUAAAAUUCCAAUUUUACAGUCCAUACAUGUUUUUUUUCUUUUUCACUAAUUCUACACUCAUAUGAAUAAAGCACAUAUUAUUAU